AUGUCACUUGAAAACCCCUCCACCAACGACAAAGUCAUUACCCCGAGCACCGCAUCGAAAGACUCCGCUUCACCCCUGCUGAGAAAUGCUCUGGGAAGUUCCAAUGCAGGGCCAACAUCCCAGCCGGUAGGCGAUGAGACAUCAACCAAGCCGCGAAAGCGAGAUUUUUGGAAAUUUGGCAAGAAGCAGGAAGAGGACACGAAGCAAGCAAAGGGCAAGGCUCCUAUUUCUCCCAAAAUCAGAGCUUCCACUGUCAGCCCAUCAGUCGGGAUCAGUCCAGCAUCUCCCGGCGGAUCAGCAUCACCGCACCGAGGUUCCCUGGUUCACUCAUAUGGGCGGCCUGGGUCUCCCGGCUAUGGAGUGCACAACACCUCUCCAAGACCCCAGUCACCGGCAUCGUCCAUGAUCUUUGAACGGAAUGUCCAGGAAGACGUCUUGCCUCCAGAGACUUCUCCGCAUCUACCCUCUCAUGUCAUCAUGGAGAAUCACAUUGCGCCAGCACUCGAUGCGUCUGCAGAGGCCAUUACCAACAACAAGCUAGAUCCUGACUCUGUGGAGAUCGUGACACAUGCUACACAUCAAUCUGCGGCCGCCACCAUUACAGGUCUAGGAGCCGAGCAAUCGCUGGCAUCUUCUGUAGUGGAUGAGUCCCCUUCACCACCAGGACACCGACACGAUCCGGACAAUGUAUCUACGUUUGGCUCCUUCGAAUCGGGCGACGUCCGCCGAUUGAGUUUUAUUUCCUUUGCCGACGUUGUCCACGGCGAGCAGGAGUUGGGCGUGGCCGACCCUCGACGCGACUCGGCACACUUGUCAGGGCAUCCGUCUCUUGCUCCCCCGCGGUCGCCAUCGCCCAUUCGAUCCCCUACGUCCUCGGGGGCGUUUGGAACUUCUCCACCGACGAGCGUGACCGCGUCCUUGAAAGGAUUGGAACAAUCACCCAACCGUGGACCACGAGGAACUGGAAGUCCAUUGCCAGGACAGAGCUCUCCAUUGGCGCUUGGCAGUGAGGUCAACAUCGAAACAAUGAGUCAGGCGCUGCGAAGAACCGGCAGUGGAGAUUUGAGUCAUUUCCGCAGUGCGCCGGGCAGCGCGGUGGGCAACGAUGAUGGGACUUAUCUUGAUCGCCCGUUCCGAUAA
This is a messenger RNA of Capronia epimyces CBS 606.96, 1140 nucleotides long. RefSeq lists its product as uncharacterized. Lineage: Eukaryota; Fungi; Ascomycota; Eurotiomycetes; Chaetothyriales; Herpotrichiellaceae. The transcript has a single exon. The coding region runs from base 1 to 1140 and encodes 379 amino acids. The record is from RefSeq and is a predicted model, not a curated record.